Molecule: messenger RNA, 516 nt
Organism: Gigantopelta aegis
Lineage: Eukaryota; Metazoa; Mollusca; Gastropoda; Neomphalida; Peltospiridae
Exons: 4
Coding region: 1-516 (171 amino acids)
Source: RefSeq, a predicted model, not a curated record
AUGGACUUGCAAGCAGAACUAGCUUCUCGACUUGGAUUAACACAACCAAAGAUGGUAGGUGGAGUCGAUGAGGACGAGGAAGAAGCAGGAGAAGAUGAAGUAAAGAAGAGUAAAAAGGAAAAAAGAAAGAAAAAGGAAAAGAAAAGGAAGUCCAAGGAAAAGAAACCAAAGAAGGAUCAAGAUGAUCUCUUUAGUAGUCACAAAGACAGUAUGGAUGAAGAUGAAGACACACCUCUUGAAAGAGGGAGUGGUUUAUUUAGCAGUACUCAAAAGGAACGUGUGGGUAGUGAAAAAGAAGAAAAAGAAGCGAAAGAAGAAGACCAAAAAUCUAACAGUCUAGCAGUGAAAGUGAUGACAUGGGCGGAGCCACAGGUAUCAAAAAACUCCACCCAUUCAACCCAAGAAAUUAGGGGGUUGUUUUUGGACGAAGACGAGGAGGAAAGUGGAGAUAUCUUCUCUCAGCUAUCAAGUAUGAAAUCAUCCUCAAAAAUCCGAGUCUUCACCAGCACCAGCUAA